Messenger RNA from Hyalella azteca, 572 nucleotides. Its product is annotated as bestrophin-3-like. Gene Ontology annotation, molecular function: chloride channel activity. The transcript is spliced from 3 exons. The record is from RefSeq and is a predicted model, not a curated record. NCBI's taxonomy places the organism in Eukaryota, Metazoa, Arthropoda, Malacostraca, Amphipoda, Hyalellidae. The annotation marks the transcript as partial.
GCGCCGUGAUGGCGGGUACCCGCAAGCCCUCCGUGAGAUAACUUCGAUAUUAUCAACUAAUUAACUAAUAUCAACUAAUUAAUUAUAAACUAAUUAAUUGUACUGAAUGAGUUUAGUCCACGGUGGAGCUAUUAGGUUUGUUGUAGUUAGGUUUAUUAGGUUGUGGUUUCGUUGGCUAAGUUGUGGUUAAGUUUGCUAGGUUGUAACUAGCCAAGAUGACUAUCAGUUACACUGCUCAAGUGGCGACCAGCAGCCGUGGCUUCGGCUGCUUCUGGAAGCUUCUGUUCAGAUGGCAGGGCAGUAUCUACAAGCUGGUGUGGCACGAGCUCGUCAUCUACUGCCUCGCCUACACCACCAUCUCCCUCAUCUACCGCCUCGCCCUCGACGACCCUCAGAGGAGGCAGUUCGAGGCGGUUGCCCUACACAUCGAGGCCUUCAUCAACCUCAUCCCGAUGGCGUUCGUGUUGGGCUUCUACGUCAGCAUCGUCAUCAAAAGAUGGUGGGACCAAUACAUCACCAUCCCCUGGCCCGACACUAUCGCUGUCUUCGUAUCCACUAACGUACACGGCCAG